Salarias fasciatus (jewelled blenny) is the source of this 1265-nucleotide messenger RNA. Its product is annotated as sia-alpha-2,3-Gal-beta-1,4-GlcNAc-R:alpha 2,8-sialyltransferase-like. The transcript is spliced from 4 exons. The record is from RefSeq and is a predicted model, not a curated record. Gene Ontology annotation, biological process: oligosaccharide metabolic process; N-glycan processing. Bases 91 to 1212 code for a protein of 373 amino acids. NCBI's taxonomy places the organism in Eukaryota, Metazoa, Chordata, Actinopteri, Blenniiformes, Blenniidae. Gene Ontology annotation, molecular function: alpha-N-acetylneuraminate alpha-2,8-sialyltransferase activity.
CCGGCGGCGGCAGCAGCAGCAGCAGCAGCGACCACAGCCCGGGCCAACGCCUCGCCGCAGACACGCGCAGGGAAUGAGAAGGCGCCCAAGAUGGUCCGCAUCGCCAAGGCCCUGGGUCUGGUGAUCCUGUGCGUGGCCGUGCUCAUCCUGUCGCUCAUCAGCUACGUCUCCCUGAGAAAAGACAGCCUCUUCUCCUCCUCCAAAUAUUACAUGGGAGGCCCGAGGAUCAUGUUUCACGCGGGCUUUCGGUCGCAGUUUGCCAUGAACUUCCUGGACCCAUCUUUUAUCCCCUUAACUAGCGCCCUGAAUGAGGAGCUGCAAGGAAAACCAUCCAAAUGGAAGUUCAACAAGACGGCGUUUUACCAGCAGAGGAAAGAUAUCUUCAGCUACAUUGACAUUCCCAACAACUUCUCCCUCACAAAGAACAGCGUUCGCGUUGGCCAGCUGAUGCACUUCGACUACUCCAGCCACAAGUAUGUCUUCUCCAUCAGCAACAACUUCAAGUCGCUGCUCCCAGAGACGUCCCCCAUCCGCAACAAGCACUACAGCAUGUGCGCCGUGGUGGGGAACAGCGGCAUCCUGACGGGCAGCCACUGCGGCCCGGAGAUCGACCAGGCCGACUUCGUCUUCCGCUGCAACUUCGCCCCGACGGAGGUCUACUCCAAGGACGUGGGCAGGAAGACCAACCUGACCACCUUCAACCCCAGCAUCCUGGAGAGGUACUACAACAACCUGCUGACCAUUCAAGACAGGAACAACUUCUUCCUCAACCUGAAGAAGCUGGAGGGGGCCAUCCUGUGGAUCCCCGCUUUCUUCCUUCAUACCUCAGCCACCGUCACCCGGACCCUGGUGGACUUCUUUGUGGAGCACAAGGGUCAGUUGAAGGUGGAGCUGGCCUGGCCCGGGAACAUCAUGCACGACGUCAACAAAUACUGGAAGACGAAGAACCUUGCUCCCAAGCGUCUCAGCACCGGGAUCCUCAUGUACACGCUGGCCUACGCCAUGUGCGACGAGAUCCACCUCUACGGCUUCUGGCCCUUCGGCUGGGACCCCAACACAGGCAAGGAGCUGCCUUACCACUACUACGACAAGAAGGGGACCAAAUUCACCACCAAGUGGCAGGAAACCCACCAGCUGCCCAGCGAGUUCAAGCUGCUGUACAAGCUGCACCGGGACGGCGUGACCAAGCUCAGCCUCACGCACUGCUCCUAGGCACCCGGCCGUCGGGAUUCCAUCCAUCACCUCACUCCACACUUCUGUUGUGA